Molecule: messenger RNA, 4111 nt
Organism: Phaedon cochleariae (mustard beetle)
Lineage: Eukaryota; Metazoa; Arthropoda; Insecta; Coleoptera; Chrysomelidae
Source: the annotation of a GenBank genome assembly
GUUGGCGGUAGCACGUAACACGUUUCGGUAUUAAUCGGCCAACACCUCAUCAGCAGAGGAUCAUCGGCUAAUUGAACUAAAUUUUCACAACAAGUAUUUCUCAUUAGUCAGUAUAUAUGGAUUCAAAUAAAUGAUCUACGAAAAGUGUGUGCAAUACCUAAGUGUCAAAAGUAUCCGACGGGAAGAACUAUACUAUCGAGCUAGUGAUGAAUACUUUCAGUGCAUAUUAGUGAUAAUGAAGUUGAACAAUAAGUGGAGUAUGUUACUUCUGGAGAGCUUUUCAUGUUAGUGCAACGGAGCUCUACUCUAACUUUGUCCACAAUCCCAAUCAUGAUGCCUAUGGCACCGACACCAAUAGUGGCAGUGCCUUCCAAACCCAAAAUCGGAUUCUCUAUUGAUUCUAUCGUCGGUGGUGCCAACCAGGGAAGCCCCCAACACUCGCCGGUACAGUAUUCUGAAAGUUCUGCGCCUUUGUCGCCAAGCAGUGAUAUAGAUAAUAGGCUAAAUGGUUCUCCGAAGCACUUCUCCUCCUCACCUCAUCGGUCGCCUGACAGUUCACCGAAACCACCUAUCAUGGUGCCCGGAAUCCCUGCUCACACAUUGGUCAGACCAAACCCGACUUACGAUCCGAACUUGGUGGUUCCAAAAAACGGGUUUUUGCAGCCCGAGAUGAUACACAACCACGGGCAGCACCCUUUUGCUCUCGCAGCGCACUUUCAAGGCGCAGCGCUUGCUGCUGCAUUAAGUUCCGGGCAACACGGGUUUCCCGGACAACCUUCACCUAUUGCCCAGCACGCGCAGCCUAGAGACAGUUAUCCCUUGUAUCCCUGGUUAUUAUCAAGGCACGGAAGGAUUUUUCCACAUAGGUUUCCUGGAGGUCCUGACAUACCUGGAUUUCUUCUGCAGCCAUUUAGGAAACCAAAAAGGAUAAGGACGGCCUUCAGUCCUUCACAAUUACUCAAGCUGGAACACGCUUUCGAGAAGAACCAUUAUGUAGUAGGGGCCGAGAGGAAACAGUUGGCACAGUCUUUAUCGUUAACGGAAACUCAGGUCAAAGUUUGGUUCCAGAAUCGACGAACAAAACACAAGCGGAUGCAGCAAGAAGAAGAAGCCAAGACAAAUUCCGGUAAUAAGUCCGGAUCGCCCAGUAGUGCACAAAAUCACCAUAUGAGCAAAUGGAAAGAAGAAACAGCGGACGAUUAUGGAGAGUAUAUCGAUAUGGACAUGGAAGAUGAAUGUGUUAGUGAUGUAGAAAGUGAAUCAUAGACUCGGUCAGAAGAAUCUCCUGUAAAUACUUUAAAUUCCAGUCGACAGUAUAAGUAGUGAAAUAUGGCAAAUGAAAUGAAAACCCACCUAUACUUAUCAACUAUCGAAACCCUGGUAGGUAGAUGAAAUGCAAAAAAUAAUGGAAGUUUUUCAAAUGACACUCCGUAAGAGACAUUCAAUAACUCACUAGAUAUUGGACUAAAUCCAAUGCAGUUAUUCACUUGAUAUCAAUGAGGAAUAAUUUAGCAAAAACUGAAGAUUUGAUACGUGGCUAAUGAACGGAAGCUCUUUAUAUAUUUAAUGAACACAAAUCUCAAGAUAAUUUUUUUUUCUGCGAAUUGAUUGGGAAAGAACAUGGAGUAUGUUUAAGUGCUGAAGCUAUAUUCAGGAUAUUAUUCGAACAAUGUAGGUCUCGUCAUUUCAUCAGGCAUUUGAUGAGUACCUCAAAAUUCCGUGAAUAAUUCAUUCCAUAUUUUCGGACUUUUCAAUAGUAGAAGUGUCAUUGCAGUCAAUAGGUACAUUAUAUUCGAAUUCCCAAACAUUCAAGUGGAUACGGCACCGUCAUUUGUGUAGCCGCGCUAGUAAAAUGUUGCUUCAGCUUCGUGUGAACAUGGUGGUUUAUCAAUAACGACAGCAAAAUGGUGUAAUUAAUUAGUUGGAAUUUUUCCGAGGUGAAGUGAAAAAUUCAAAAUUGGCAUACAAUGGUUAUUCAUUGAAUUCACGGAUAAAUAAUAAUCUGAAUAUAGCAAAAUGUUCCUAUAUUUCCAUGCAGUUUCGAAUGUUUAUUGGAAUUUCACAUAUCUACUAUAUAAAGAGGCAAUUGCUAUUGAAUAUUUUCAAUAUUCCCGAUACCUAUUUUUGUGACACGUACGGAAAUCUCCUGAAACUUUCUCACUUCAAAAUAAGUAGUAUGGCCAUUCCGAAGUCAAUUGCAACAGCUUCAGCAAGAAGGAAUCUCAAAGUCUUAGUCUAUAAAAAAUAAGUGAUUUCUCUGAGUAUUUGAGAUUUUAUCUUCCUGUUUCCAUGAAAAGGAAUUGUUAUUUAUACACCAAGUUGUAUAUUGAAAUUUUCUCGUCACAAGUGACAUAUUUUGAUUUCUAUGGUUUCGUGGAACUGAUCCCAAUGACAUCAUAUGUCAAGUCGUUUCAUCAUUGAUGAAUACCUACCAUAUAUAGAUUCGCAAUACAUACUUGCGAACCUCGGGUCAGAACAGUGAAUUCUGGUUGAUUAUAAGCUAAGUCUUUACUCAGGUACUAGUAGGUACUAGUAGUUCAUACAAAGCCUUGAAAAGGAGUAUAUAAUGGUAGGUUGUAUGGCUAAUGGUGGAAAAAAAGUACUCAUAGUAAGAAAAGAUUAUAUUAUAUAACACUUCAAAAUGACACUGAGUUCAGUCAAUCGAUAGUUAGUUACACCUUGCUUCGAAAAUAUUUGAGGAAUCUGCUCCGAUUUUCAACAUGAAAAUGGAAAAUGAUUUAUUUCACCACUAACUAUACUAGUCAAUAAAGACAUAGCAACCUCUGAUAUAAUUAACCCGAAUUCUCUGCUCUAAUGCAAGAUUCGCUGGAAUGGCAUUGGAAUCUAGAAGGUAUUCAUCAAGAACGACUUGUCAUAUGCUGUCAUGUUCAUGGCUACUAGAUUUCAACCAAAAUUGGAAAGAAACUCAUUCAAAGUGACAAUAGGUCUUUAUUAAAGUUUCACAGAAAUGAAGUGAUUGAAAUAUACUAGUGGUGGAAUUGGUAGUCAAGAGUAGCAUAACCACGGGACCCUAUAACCCUCGGCUGAUGUCUCGGAAUAUAAUCUUGGUCCCUGGGUGAUACUGAUAUUCGUUAGAACCUUGGAGUAUAAAUAACUAUUUUAUCAUAAUUGGUCCUUUCGAUUUCGUCAAUUGAUUCAGUUACAUGGGUUGACAGAAAAAUAUUAGUUGAAGAGUGUUUCUACAAAUGAUUUCGAAUUCAUCAUCACCAACUUCAGAUUUUGGGAGUGAAUAUUAUGUUCUAUCUGUAUCAACCGAACAGUAAGCAAUAGCAUUAAAUUAUGUUUUGGAGAAUGCAAGAUGAUAUGAGGAUAUUCCUCCCCCUCGAUUAACCUACAAAUAGUAUCUAUGUAAUUAGAGCAACAAUCAACUACCUACUCGAAUGUUACAUAUAGCAAGUCAGGAUGCUUAUUAGUCCAACAUCUUUUGUGUAAUACCCAUGUAUGAUUUCUGCCAUAUUUCAUUGCUUUUGCUGAUCUGACAUAAGUACAAAUGAUAAAGGCUUUGUAACCAAACCUAUUUGGUAAAACUCGACGCAGUUGCAAUAAACUUCUUUGGACAUUUGAAGUGCCAAUAUUCUUGUGCCAAAUUUUUGUUUUGUUGGAUUUUUUGUAUAAAGUAUCGUCAUUCGAAAUGAUCAGUGUAUAUAAUUAUUUAUUGCAGAUCUACAAAACUUAAUAUUUAUUAUUUUCCUCUAUGAAUGUACAUACUUAUUCAGCUAUUUUGGAUGAAUCUGUUCGAAUCCAAAGUAGAUAUGUUAAAAUGAUAGGAAUUUCAAAUCGUGAAGUAUGAUUCAUGAUGGUAGAUUUCCAUUGUACCCUUUGUGAUGUGUGUUCGACUAUUUUAAUAUAUCUACCUAGUGGUCCCUGAAGUAAUACACGUGUGUGAGAAAAAGGCAGAGUGUCUGUGUAUCUAUAUAUCUGGCUGUUGAUAUUAUUUUCUAUCUGUACAUUCGAAUUACUGGUGAAGUUUUUAGUGCAGGUACUAAUCUAGAAAAAAGUACUGAAAACUUCUAAAGAGAAUCUGAAAGUCUAGAAAAUCUUAACUGUGUUACUACUUCAAACCUUGUAUUAUAUAAAAUGAAGUAUUCCU